Messenger RNA from Varroa destructor (honeybee mite), 6640 nucleotides. It is a transcript of the gene IA-2, whose product is annotated as tyrosine phosphatase IA-2. The record is from RefSeq and is a predicted model, not a curated record. Gene Ontology annotation, biological process: protein dephosphorylation; regulation of secretion. NCBI's taxonomy places the organism in Eukaryota, Metazoa, Arthropoda, Arachnida, Mesostigmata, Varroidae. Gene Ontology annotation, molecular function: protein tyrosine phosphatase activity. Gene Ontology annotation, cellular component: synapse; secretory granule.
UUGAAGCCAUGUCGUACGAAGUUCAUUGGAAAUGCGCCCCGUCACCGUCUCUGCGCAAAUGCGCUGUCAAGACUUAAGGUAGAACAAUAGUUUAGAAUUUAAAUAGCAGACGAAAACUGACCCUGUUUGUUAUUUUUGUCGUCUGCUGUCUUGUAGUUCGUGUCGUCUGCUUGUUUCUUGGUUUCCGAAAGAGUUUCACUGGAAAAACGCGUUUAGGUGUAGACUGGGUGAUACGACAGCAGUAUGCUGAUUCGACUGUAUGACGUAUGGUAGUCUGUGUAGGAGAAAAAGCUUUACCCUGUAAGGUCAACAGAAAGAAUCCGCGUACACCCCGUACACCAAUGCUACUCAGGAGCGUAACAUCAGGAGCAACUGCCUGAAAGUCUCUGCUUUCCUGCGUGGCUCACUUAUCCAACGUACGAUGUCGCGUACAAUGAAAUCACUAUGUUCGGUUUAUUUCUAGAAUAGGCAAACGAUGCUGCCUUUGUUGGACAAACAGUCAGGAGCCUGUUUCUGCCACAAGCCUCGGCCGCACAAUGAAAAGGCUGCAACCUAGUAUGUUGGCAGAUGAUUACCUAGGCAAAGAAAGAUGCAGCGAAAAGGGCCUGAAAGGUCGGAUCAACGAAUGACUCGGGACAGUUAGCUGAUUACGUCAUUACGUGCCCUUAGUCCACCAUCUCUGUGACCACUGCACCAGUCGCCAUCGCGCUGUGCUGCACGAACAGAAGACUAAGCAAGAACUAGCAAGACGAAACUAGUCGAAUUUUGUGUUAACGUAUAAGGCAAGACAGAUAGACAGAAACUGUGGAUCGUGUGUUCGAGUGUCAUAUAUAUUGCUGACGGCACUGUGUCAUCGAGACUUGCAUAUCCCUAUAGGUUGACCUGAAAUGGGUGACGCCUUGUCCUACAACUAGGAUGUGCAACGUCAUAACGAAGGCUCGAAAGAAAUGGGCGCUGUUUACGCUCGUAGUGACAUCGGCAGCCGUGCUAGAGACCGGCCGUGCUGUUAAUGCCUAUGGAUGCUUGUUUGAUGAAUCAGUAUGCUCAAACAUCGAAAUCUGCGCUGACGAUGGCGUGUUCGGCGUGUGCCGUGGACCAGGCGAUCCUCCCGAACGGUCGAGUCUGUCAAGCGGUACUACUUCGAUCCGACUUCUCGAGUCGGAGUUAGCCCGGCUUUGGUCCGAAGGCUAUCGUUGGCCUGAUGAGUACACACAGUGCGUGGUCAGACAGCUACUAGAAGGAGCUCGCCAGGGGGCGGCAGCGGCGCUUUACGACCCUGGAUACUGCGCUCACGCAUUGAAAUUAGCUCUACCAGCUAUUAAUGGUGACGUAACUCUUCAGCUAUCAAAUGUGGACCCUGCAGAUCAAGCUUUCAUACGUUUCACACCUAAUCUCCUCAUCGACGAUGGGUCCUCCGGUCGCCCCCGGCUGCGGCCUAACUACGAGAUCGCUGGCACGUUCGCCGAUGAGGUGUUCACACCGCCGCUGGUAUCGGCUACGCCCUCCGCUGAAGGCCACGACCCUGAGCGGGAGCUCAGGCGGCUUGAAGCGCUCACUAGCGUAGGUUUAAGUACCGGCGGAAAUGGCAUCAGCAGCAGCAUUAGUGACAAUAACGGAGCUAUCGGGAACGACUUUUUGCCACCGGAAGCUACGCGCAAGGGUCAAGACAAAGAUGAUGAUGGCAGCAAGUCGGGGAACAAAAGGACACGCGCGGCCAACGUAGACGAGAUUACUGACAGCAAAGAUGACCUUGAAGAGCAGGAAGAUAAUCGCUUUGCACGCGACGUUCAGGAAAACCUCUGGCGAGGCCGUAGCAGUUUAACUGAUGGGAUAUACAAGCACCAACAGUUGCGCAGUGACCAAAUAAUUGACGACGUUGAAGAUGAGGAGGGCAUCGUUGGGAACUUACCACAUCCUAUCGAGAAACGCAGUCGACCGAUCGGCGAAUGGAUAUGGUCUGACGACGAUCGGCACGCUGAUACGAAGGACCCGAAAACGGACAAUCUCGAGCUGUUGCUUAACUUGAUGCAGCAAUAUGAUCAAGAUCAAACGGAAAUUUCUGAGGAUGAUGAGCAGAAUCUAAAAGCAGAAGCAAUAUUCCGACGACGCAAUAAAGAAAACGAUUAUUCUUCAUUAGAAGACCCCGAGUCGAUAGCUUUGUCGUCAGCUGGAGAAAGCGAUCAGGAUGAACAGAAUAACGUGCCCAGCGAUCAGGAAACUCCUUUGGAUAUGUUAAUGUCAAGGGCACCAGAUAACUCCGAUUUAGUUGGAGAGUUACGAGUAAGAGGGGACCCUUUCAUUAGGCCAAUGAGGUUGGACACGAAAAAGCCUGGGCCGGGCUACUACUACCACGAACCUGAGGAGGGUCAAAAUGAAAGGGAGUAUCAAAAGGAAAUGCGUCGAUUACAGCAGAAGAUGCUCUCAGAGAAAAGUAUUGACGGGGAUGACCUCAUCGAAGCGCUCAACGAAAUCAACCAGAAUGGUCAGAAACGUGAAAUCGAAAUAGUUGGCGUUCCACCGAGUCGCGUACCUGAGCGACAUGCAGCUGGAGUCGCUCCUCUCGACCCGUACCAUACCGAUCGGGGAGUUGAGGCAAUCGAUGCUAAUACAGCCUAUCUUGUCGUCAAGAAUAUCAAUACUGGUUCGACUGUGAAAGAUAACGACGCCAUCCGUCUCGCCUUAGCUCUUGAGAAAAUAUUCGGUCUACCCACUGGCACUAUCUCACAGGUGCGCCUCAACGGCAGCCAAGUCGACUUCAAGCUCUUGCCCAAUGAGAAAGGACUGAACGCCUCCGAGAUGAUUCGUUUAGUUGGUGACAAGAACGGGGAAAUUCUCCGUGCAACAAAUCUGUCGAUUUCUUCUGGGGGCAUUGGCGAAAGAGUCAAGUAUGAGGUGAUAUCCCCCAGGUCUAAUGACCUCUUCCUUUUCACAUUCGUGGUUUGCGGUUCCGUGGUCGGCGUCCUGCUCGCGAUCUCUGUUAUUUACAUAGUCCGAAGGCACCAACUCAGCAGGGAUAAACUGCACGGCCUUAACGGCGAGGAUGACCCUCUUGCAAAGUUCGACUAUCAGGAUCUGUGUCGACAGCGGAUGGUCGAUUCAGGAAGUGGUAAGGAAGGCGCAUUAGCUGCAGCUAUGGAGGCUGGCAGAGCGCCGGACAAGGGUUCUCCCAAGAAAGUGAAGAUCGCCAGUCAACAGUCACACGAUAGCUCGCGUUCGUCGACAUCUUCGUGGAGCGAGGAACCGGUGGCUCCGAACAUGGAUAUCUCUACCGGUCACAUGAUCUUGUCGUACAUGGAGGAUCAUCUGAAGUCGAAAAAUCGCCUUGACGAAGAAUGGGAGGGUCUUUGCGCCUAUGAAACAGACCCCUCUUCGACUUCAAUAGCUGAAAAAUCGGAGAACGCAAAAAAAAAUAGAUACAUGCAUGCCUUACCCUAUGAUCAUGCGCGUGUAAUUUUGAGUGAGUCUUCCAACGCAGAAGAUUCUGACUAUAUCAACGCUUCAGCAAUCACCGAUCAUGACCCACGAAAUCCAGCCUAUAUCGCCACUCAGGGUCCACUGCCGCACACUGCAUCUGACUUCUGGCAGAUGGUGUGGGAGCAAGGUAGCGUAGUGAUUGUUACACUUACUCGACUAAUGGAGAAUGGUGUGGCAAUGUGCCACCGCUAUUGGCCUGAAGAAGGCUCCGAGGUGUACUCCCUGUAUGAGGUGCACCUUGUGUCCGAACACGUCUGGUGUGACGACUAUCUAGUGCGCAGCUUCUACCUCAAGAAUCUAAACACAUCGGAAACCCGUACGGUCACACAGUUCCACUUUUUGUCGUGGCCGGAAGCAGGAGUGCCACCUUCUGCUAAAGCGUUGCUUGACUUCCGCCGAAAAGUGAACAAAUCGUAUCGCGGACGUUCAUGCCCGAUCGUAGUCCAUUGCAGCGAUGGUUCAGGCCGCACUGGCACCUACAUCCUUGCCGAUAUGGUACUCAACCGCAUCGCCAAAGGCGCUAAAGAGAUUGAUGUAGCCGCUACCCUUGAACACGUCAGAGAUCAGCGUGCCAAUAUGGUUCGCACCAAAGCACAAUUCGAAUUCGUGCUAACGGCAAUUGCCGAAGAGGUGCACGCCAUUCUCAAGGCUCUUUCUAAAGAAUAAAAUGCUAAGCAUAUAUUAAAUACGUCUCUGACAUACGGCUGACUUAUUCGUCAGGCAACCUUGAGCAGUAGUUUGAGAUUAGAAGAUCAAUUAUUCUACUGAAGGAUAUUUAACGUCAUAGCUGCAAUACAACUGCAUAGAUUGACUACGAUCACUCAAGAUGUUUUAGGUUAACCGCUCCACACUGACCGUAGCAGAGUUGUGCUCAAUUAGACAGUAGCCAGAUGACAAGCCCUUUGACAAAUUAGCAUUGAAAACCUUUCUUUCUCAGCCGUUAUAAUAAGUUUACACUAUUAAUUUUUAUCGCAUUAACGCGAGCACUUCGUAUAUGCCCAAACUUAGUGAAAAUUCUCUCAAUUGUUGUACCCAAACUCGGAUUCAUAAUCAGACCAAAGACAGGACUUGAUCGGCACAUAUAUCUGUCGCGGCAAACGCAUGAUAAAUAAUGUGAAGUAAGGAAGACCUCUCAGAUACCUACUUGCUCCGAUGAAUGAACCAAUAAUGAACGAAUCAUUGCUUCAGUAUAUAAAUAAGCCCAGCGAAUCUUUAGAUAAAAUGGAUGUAAGUUCUGGCAAAAGGAACGAGACAUAGCUACGCAAUAUCCGCUUUUUUUUUUUAGAAAACAGCUAUCAUUACCACAAAUGACAAGACAACUAACUUUUUCAAACAUGAUUUUGUAAGACUUCUUAACGCAAUUAUAAAUUCAACCACGAACCCCUUGGUAGUCCGUAUUGUAUGCUGUUCACUGACACUGUUCCUAACACCGACCAAAGACGCAUUAAGUAGAUCAUUUACCCGAGCGGUGGCAAUGGUAGUAAAAGAACACGGAUUUGGUGAUGGGUCGGCCGUAGGGAAAAACGACAAUUGAAGGAAGAAGCGAAAAUAAGAUAAUCAUUGUUUCGUCUUACAAUAUUAUCAUCAUUAGUAAGAUGAUUAUUACGAUUAUCAUCACCAUAAACGUUGUUCUUCAUUACUUUGUAAUCAUUUUUGUUAGCAGACCCAUAGUUGCUUUGUUUCCUGGUACGCUGGGUAACCUAUGGUGGCAUCUUCUCAACUGACACCGGUUGCCAACCUAAAGGAUCGUUAAUGACUCGACGAAACAGUAGAAACAUCGACCCAGCUGCAUUCACUUGAAGGGCCUGCGAUACGGUUAAAGGAGUCAAGUUUAUUUGAAGAGAAAUUACGUAUGCUUUGCUGUGCAUUAAGCAGGAAAACGAAAGAAAAUGGAAAAAUAUAGACCGCCAAACUUGGCGAUAGAUAGACGUCGAUGAAACAAGCAACGAGUGUUAUUGACUAAGAGAAGAGAGAAGUAAGGAGAAACGGCGACUCAAUAAAAUGCGUAUAUGGGAAGGCGAGAAAGUGCGGGUCACUUUUGGAACAAAAGAGAAGGAUCAGGUAAAACAAAUAUGAUAUUUCGGAAAGGCUGCCUAGAGUGCAACAUGAUCAGGAUGAAGUUUUCACAAAUAAAGUAGAUAGGGAUAGUGGAUACAGAGACCGGUGAUAUCGACAUAGCUGAAUUGAAAAGCUGUCAAGAGAUCAAGAUGUGCAGGCAAAGAUUGAAUAAUUGGCAGAUAACGUAUCACGAAGAGGAAAACAGCGGUCAAAGUACCGAAUGGGAUAAACGGGAAGUUUAUCGACACGUCGAGACAUUAACAUUAACAAAGUGGGAAGUGAAAUGCAACUUAGAUGACAGGAUACGGCUAAAUGUUAGGAGUGUAUUACAACGAUCCGGUCCGUAGUGUUAAUUCUAACACUUACAGAACCUGCGUUGUAGGAAAAUCGAGGCUGUAGCAGACGGCACAAUAGAAGAUGUGAGGCAACACAAAACGGCAAAGUCCAAAAAAAGAAAGCUGCAAGAAGCCAGCGGGUCUUCGAAAAAAAAAUCCAUCAAAGCUUGCUUUAGGCACAGACAGUAAAGACAAUGAAUCAACGAAGGGCCUAAGAAUAACGAUGUUGCAUAAAGGUUGACCCGUCUUCUGACCAUAAGCUGGAAGUGGGGUUCUGGUAUGGAAACGACGGAUCGUCUGUAAAAUGCGUAUCAACAAAAAUAUACUAUUUACAAUGAGUAAAAUACCAGGGAUAAUUAUUAUCGGUCGACAACAGCAGACACAAGAUGUACAUGCCUUCACUUUACCACCACUGACGAAAGAGAAGCGCCUUACACUAAUCCAGCUUUCGUGAUCAUCCAGUAAGCGCAACUGUCUUCCCUGGUAUAAUCAUACUAAAAAUCAUAUGACUUUGGAUAUAGGCCAUAUUUGUCCUAUUAUCAAAAAACAACAAAAGAGUAGUUCAUACGAAGCGUAUUAAAUUUGGUGGAUAGAAGCGAUUAAAGCGGCUGUGUUGCAUCCGUUAAAUGUCUCCUAGAUUCUAACCAAAGACUUAGAAAAAAAAACAAAAAGACGAAACAAUGAAACUGGCCAAUUAUUUUCUUCGCGAAUAUGUAUAUUUUUCUAUUUCUACGUUGCUCUGUAGGGUGAAAAAUGGCUUGGCGCAUCUUAAA